AUGGAUCCACUUCAAGAGACCGUCAAAGAAAUUCGUUGGAAUGUUCUUGAAAGCUUAUCUAAAGUUGCCCGUUUUUCUCGUGAUACUGCGGCAACUAUUUUAGAACAUCCAAUCGCGCGUCCUAUUCUCCCACACCUUCCGCCAGCUAUCAAUAAUCUUAUACAAACAGAGCAAACUCGUUCAGUAGUUGAUGAAUACGAUGCCGGUAGGGUUUAUCUAGCCAAAUGGGCCACAAGUCUCGACGAUGCCAGUAGAGCGGAACGUUCAGAAAAGUGUGAUGAUAGCUUAUCUGAGCGUCGGAGAAGACGGUGGUCUGAUAGCGAACCAAAAAGAUGGGAAGAAGAGACGGAGGUGGGAACUUUUGAAGUUUUAAAUGACGAGAUAACAUCAUCUCCGUUGCAUGCUAUAAGAACCGAUCCUCUUAAUGCAGAAAGAUGGUUUUCAUUCUUCGAUGCAGAGGGGAGGCUCAAAGUCGAAUUAAAUGAAGUACGAGAAGCGGUGUUUCGUGGAGGUGUUGAAAAUGACAUUCGUAUUGAAGUAUGGAAAUUUUUUUUGGGAAUGUACCAGUGGGAUUCCAGUCGGGUAGAAAGAGAGAAUUUGUUAGAUGCGAAGGCGCAGGAAUAUUGGAGAUUGAAACGAGAAUGGUGGGAUUCACCUGAAGUUCUAAAUAGCGAUGAUUUUAAAGAACAGAAAAUGCGAAUAGAAAAGGAUGUAAUCCGAACUGAUCGUACCAUGGAGUUUUUUGCUGUAGAAGAUAUGCCACAUCCUGAUCCGUUAAUUUCUGCAUCCUCAAAAACAACAAACAAAAAACUUGAGGCAAUGAAGGAUAUUUUAAUGACUAAUAUGCAAUCAGGAGAUACCGAACAUGAUAAGAUUUUGAUUAUUCGUCGUAUUAUUAUAUUUGCAGGAUACGUGCAAGGAAUGAGUGAUUUAUUAGCUCCUGUAUUUAUCGUCAUGGAAGAGGAAGUCUCCGCAUUUUGGGCGUUCGUAGGUUUUAUGGAGCGCAUGAAAUAUAAUUUCUACAGAGAUCAAAGUGGAAUGAGACGUCAACUUCUUACUCUUGAACAUUUAAUUAAAUUCAUGGAUCCUCCACUAUAUAGACAUCUUAUCCUAUGGUCAGACUAUCUAUGCACGAAAUUUCAUUUAUUCGUUGCUUUGGCUAUUUUGGAUAAGCAUCGGAUGGUGAUCAUCGAAUAUUUGAAACAAUUCGACGAAAUUUUAAAGUACGUAAAUGAUUUAUCAAUGACAAUACCCGUGGAUGAAACGCUAUUACGAGCCGAAACGCUUUUUCAUCAAUUUCAACGAAGGGUUGAGGCAAUUGACCGAAAACGAUUAAAUAUGCAGCAAGAUAAUCAAAAUUCUGGCGGAUCUUUACGAAGAAGAGUUGGUGAGUCUGUGGUACAAAAUGGUUCCGCUGGUGAAGGAUCCAGUUCAGAUGCUACUGAUGCGGUCGAUAAAUUGCCAAUCAUAAGCGAAUUAUUAAGGGAUCUACUUGAUAAAUAA
Messenger RNA from Racocetra persica, 1503 nucleotides. The record is from the annotation of a GenBank genome assembly. NCBI's taxonomy places the organism in Eukaryota, Fungi, Glomeromycota, Glomeromycetes, Diversisporales, Gigasporaceae.